Messenger RNA from Aspergillus aculeatinus CBS 121060, 1534 nucleotides. Its product is annotated as putative MFS monocarboxylate transporter. Gene Ontology annotation, cellular component: fungal-type vacuole membrane. Gene Ontology annotation, biological process: transmembrane transport. Bases 80 to 1534 code for a protein of 484 amino acids. The transcript has 2 exons. Gene Ontology annotation, molecular function: transmembrane transporter activity. Lineage: Eukaryota; Fungi; Ascomycota; Eurotiomycetes; Eurotiales; Aspergillaceae. The record is from RefSeq and is a predicted model, not a curated record.
GAGAAAGCCUACGGUUGUCAAAUCUCUCCAAAAGGGUAGGCCAAAAACUACACCAAGAUAGUGUAUCCGUGACAUAACGAUGCCUCCGCCACACGCCUCGGGAGACGCUCUGGUGGAGCACCAAGGUAUCGAGUUAUCCACCGUGUCUAGCGCGAGAAGCACCGGGAGCCGGUCUGCGGGGCCGCCGACCCUGACUCUCAAUCAAAAUAUUCCUCAAACAUCCAAGAGACAAUUCAUCAUCAUCGUCCUCUCCUCCUUCACCAUCAUCUUCACCUGCUGCGGCCUCAACUUCGCCUGGGGCGUCUACCAAGCCCUCUACGAGAACCUGUCCCACCAACCCAACACCCCGUUCACAGGGGCCUCGCCGGCCGAAAUCGACCUGAUCGGGACUGUGUCGUGCUCGCUGAUGACCAUCGGGGCCCCAUUCAGCGUGGCGUGGGCCAAAGCCUUCCCGCCGCGCGGGGUCGCCUUCGUAGGCGGAUUCGUGUUCGCGCUAUCCCUCGUGCUGGCGAGUUUUGGGCAGCGGCUGUGGCACUUCGAGCUCGCGCAGGGAGUUCUCAACGGGAUUGGAACGUGUCUUUGUUACAUGGUAGCCGUGACGAUCGCCCCGGGGUGGUUCACGCAGCGUCGCGGACUGGCGAUGGGGAUCAUCCUGGCGGGCACCGGGGUGGGCGGGCUGGUGUGGGCGCCAGCCCUAACUGCCUGCGUCGAGCAUCUCGGCUUCCGCAACACCCUCCGCCUGACGGGGGCCGUCUCCUUCACGCUGAUCUCGGCCAGUAGCAGCGCCAUGGCCUGGGAGCCCGGCACGCGCACGCAGAUCGAGAUCGAGAAUUCCGCUCGCAGCAGCCGCAGCCGCGUCCACGGCCUGCUGAAGGUGCCCCUCGUCGACUGGCGCGUGGCGCGCUCCCGUCGCUUCAUCGCCCAGGCCCUGGGCACGGUGUUCCAGGCGGCCGCAUACUACACCCCAGUCUUCUUCUAUGCGUCCUACGCACAGACCCUGGGGUACAGCACCGCUGCCAGUGCCAAUUUCAUUGCGUUGAGUAACGCCUGUAAUGCCGUCGGAAAGGUGGUCAUUGGGUACUUGGCUGACCGUGUGGGACGGCUGAAUGCCUUGCUGCUGACUACCCUGCUGAGCGCGAUCUCCACCGUCGCGUUCUGGCUCCCGUCCACGGUCGCGGGGGUGACCACCGAGUCGAAGGAUCUGUUCAUCACGUUCACCGUGCUGUAUGGCAUCUUCGCCAGUGCGUACGUCUCGCUCUUCCCGGCGAGUCUGGUUGAGUUGUUCGGGGCGCAGAAUUUUGCGUCCGUCAAUGGGGUGCUGUACAUGGUGCGCGGGAUGGCGACGAUGAUUGGGACGCCUGUGGGCGGGGUCCUGAUUCGGAGUGGGAGGAGUGAGACCCCUGGGGCGUUCCGGAAUAUGUCGGUGCUGGUGAGUGCGCUGUUGUUUGCGGCGACGAUGUCGGUGGUUUGGGUUAGGGUUGAGGCGUUCGUGGGGAUGGGUGGGGUGGGGAGUAGGAGUAAGUGGCAGCGGUGA